Molecule: messenger RNA, 2226 nt
Organism: Microtus ochrogaster (prairie vole)
Lineage: Eukaryota; Metazoa; Chordata; Mammalia; Rodentia; Cricetidae
Gene: Dtx3
Product: deltex E3 ubiquitin ligase 3
Biological process (GO): Notch signaling pathway; protein ubiquitination
Source: RefSeq, a predicted model, not a curated record
GAUCGCCCUCCCCUCCAAAUCCAUACACCCGCCGGCACCGCUCACGCACCCAUCCACUACCAGUUCCCAGAGGUGUCACGCAGCUGACUGGGAAAGGAAAGGGGAGAGGGCUCCUCCGGGAGGGGGACGCCAAAAGAGUGGCGUUUCUCAGGGAUUUAACCUCCUACCCUCGGUUACAUGACGCCACCCCUCCCUCCGAAGACUGGAUCUGCGCCUCCAUUUUUUGUUCUGGGGCAGAGAGGCAGGGGCUCCCGGGCAGGAGGGGUCAAAGGAAACGGUAACUAUCACCCGCCGAGGGGAGAGGGUGCUGUCCUCCCUCCUCUCGCUCAGCCUGCACCCCGGCAUCCCCUUCCACCCUCUCGGGGUCUUCCCCCGCCCCUUGUUGCUAAGGCCCGGACCGUCAUCCCAGCAACAGCCUCAGUCAUGUGACCCGCAAUGGCGGCGCUGACGGGAGCUCUGGUCAGCUGAAAGUGGAAGUGGACUUCUGCCACCAUCUUCCAUGGUCCUUUCAGGCCACAUAAUCUCCAAGUAGCAGGGAAAAGGAGUGUGCCUGCAUGCCAAUUCUAAGCUCUUCCGGAUCAAAUGUCGUUCGUCCUGUCCAGAAUGGCAGCCUGUGGAGGCACCUGCAAGAACAAAGUGACUGUCUCCAAGCCUGUGUGGGACUUCCUGAGCAAGGAGACCCCAGCCCGGCUGGCCCGGCUUCGGGAGGAGCACCGAGUGUCCAUCCUCAUAGAUGGCGAGACUUCUGACAUCUACGUGCUCCAGCUUUCCCCACAGGGUCCUCCCCCAGCCCCUCCCAAUGGGCUCUACCUGGCCCGGAAGGCUCUCAAGGGGCUACUGAAAGAGGCCGAGAAAGAGCUGAAGAAAGCUCAGAGGCAGGGGGAGCUCAUGGGCUGCCUGGCUUUGGGGGGUGGUGGGGAGCACCCUGAGCUGCACCGCCCAGGUCCACCUCCUCUUCGAGCAGCCCCACUCCUGCCCCCAGGAGCAAGAGGGCUCCCCCCUCCUCCUCCUCCCCUGCCCCCUCCACUUCCUCCUCGUCUUCGGGAGGAGGCUGAAGAACAGGAAAGCACCUGCCCCAUCUGCCUGGGGGAGAUCCAGAAUGCCAAGACAUUGGAGAAGUGCCGGCACUCUUUCUGUGAGGGCUGCAUCACGCGGGCCCUGCAGGUGAAAAAAGCCUGCCCCAUGUGUGGCCGAUUCUAUGGGCAGCUGGUGGGCAACCAGCCCCAGAAUGGGCGGAUGCUGGUCUCCAAGGAUGCCACCCUCCUGCUACCCAGCUAUGAGAAGUACGGCACCAUUGUCAUCCAGUAUGUCUUCCCGCCCGGUGUCCAGGGGGCUGAACACCCGAACCCAGGAGUUCGGUAUCCUGGUACCACACGGGUGGCCUACCUCCCGGACUGCCCCGAGGGCAACAAGGUGCUGACCCUGUUCCGAAAGGCAUUUGACCAGCGUCUCACCUUCACUAUCGGGACAUCCAUGACUACAGGGAGACCCAAUGUCAUCACUUGGAACGACAUCCACCAUAAGACCAGCUGCACAGGGGGACCCCAGCUGUUUGGGUAUCCGGAUCCCACCUACCUGACCAGGGUGCAAGAGGAACUGAGAGCCAAGGGUAUCACAGAUGACUGAAGGACGUCCCCCUUGCCAAGGCCCCUGCCGUCCUCUUCACUAGGAUCCAACGGAAGCCUCUCUUCUCCUCUCUCUCUGCCCCCACACACCCACGAGGGGAUUUGUCUGACUGGGGUGGGAGUUCAGUGGGGAAAGGGACAGUCCCUUCCCCUGCCCCCCAUUGGCCGAGUGCUUCUGUGCCCUUUGAGCCACUCCCCUCUGGCAGAGGCUGGUUUCCAAGGCUCCCCUCCCUGCACUCCGUGUACAUACUCUACGCCCCUGCUCCUCCAGUGUCCUAGGCUUCUCCUGGUAUGUACUGUGCUCCAGUGACUAAGCUGAGAAAGGACCUGGGUAGGGAGGAUGGAGGUCUCUUGAGCUCCAGCCCCUCAGUACUGUACUGUUUCAUUGGACUGAUAUUAGCUGCCUCCCCCUGCCAGCUGUGUGUGAAGAUAACAGUAGUCCUACCUUAACGGAUCCUUUCUCUCCUGUGUCUGUCUCUGUCAGUCUGUCUUUCCCUCGCUCUUCCCUGCCCCUAUAAGGAGCCUCCUCACCCUGUUCUGGAAUUGCUGCCAGACUGUAGCUUUUAAUUUAAUAAAAAUAAAGUAAAAUAUGCAACUCUAU